AUGAUGCCGGCAAAAGAAAUUGAUAAAUCAGCAUUACUAUUUUUAGAAGGAAAUGUUAAUGGCCAUGCUACACAUAUACUUAUUGAUUGUGGUGCAUCACAUAAUUUUAUAUCUGAAGAUUUUGUUAAACGUCAUCAUUUCAAAACCAGUCUUAUUCCACGUGUUUUAGUUACUGUUGCUAAUGGCGUGACAUCGUAUAUCGAUCAAGUAUUGCUGGAUUUUGAUUUAAAAUUAGAUCAUUUUAAUGAUAAGAUAACAUCAGCUUAUGUUUUUCCAAUUAGCACUGCAACCAAUUAUGAUGUGAUUUUAGGUGUACCAUGGUUAUUUAAAAAUAAUCCUUGCAUAAAUUGGCAAACACGAACCAUUACUAUUACAACAAAUGGUCACAAAUAUCUGCUUAAAACAACAAAUUUAGAUAGCAAAACUAUCGAUGAUAAAUUUCUCGAUACUAUAGAAAGUACUGAUGAUAUUUUAAUCAAUGCAAAACAACUAUCAAGAUGUAAACAGAUUUAUUUGGUGACGACUAAAAUAACAUCUAAUCGUUAUGUUGAUACAUCAUCAUCAAUCGAUCUACAAAUAAAUCAAUUAUUAGAAGAAUUUGAAGAUGUAUUUCCCGAUGAUCUGAUCGAGUUACCGCCGAAACGUGAUAUAGAUCAUGAAAUAAAAUUAUUCGAAAAUGUAACACCACCAUCACAACAACCAUUUAGAAUGUCGCAGCCAGAGUUAGCCGAAUUAAAACGUCAGCUAGAAAUUUUACUAGAAAAAGGCUUUAUCCGUCCUAGCAAAUCACCAUAUGCUGCUCCAGUCUUAUUUGCGAAGAAAAAGGAUGGGACAUUACGUAUGUGUGUUGAUUAUCGUGCAUUAAACAAAAUUACAAUAAAAAACAAGUAUCCGAUUCCACGCAUCGAUGAAAUGUUAGAUCAACUCAAUGGUGCCAAAUUUUUUUCAAGACUCGAUUUGAAAACUGGUUAUCAUCAAAUUAGAAUCAAAGAUGAUGAUAUUGAUAAAACAGCAUUUCGAACACGGUAUGGAUCAUUUGAAUUUAUCGUAUUACCGUUCGGUUUAACAAAUGCACCACCAACCUUUAUGAGAUUAAUGAACUCUAUAUUUCAUCAAUACAUCGAUGAGUUUGUUAUAUUAUAUCUUGAUGAUAUUUUAAUUUAUAGUAAGAAUGAACAGGAACAUUUAAAUCAUAUUAGAUUAGUUUUACAAUUAUUACGUGCUAAUCAAUUAUAUGCCAAUAGAGACAAAUGUGAAUUCGGUAGUGAUCAGAUUCAUUUUCUCGGUCAUGUAGUAACAUCACAUGGUAUUAAAGCCGAUGAAAAUAAAGUUAUUGCUGUCAAAAAUUGGCCAAUACCACGUAAUUCAACACAUGUACGAUCUUUUCUUGGUGCAGCAGGUUUUUAUCGUCGGUUCAUACCAAACUUUAGUGAAAUAGCAGCACCGCUAACAGAUUUAACCAAAGCUAAUUAUAAAUUCAAAUGGACGAAUAAACAACAUACGGCAUUUCUCACAUUGAAAGAAGCACUUUUAACAGCACCUGUCCUUCGUUUGCCUGAUUUUAAUUUAACAUUUAUCGUGGUCACUGAUGCCUCUCUUACUGCUGUUGGAGGUGUAUUAAUGCAGAAUGAUGGUGAAGGUGAACGACCAAUAGCAUAUGAAUCACGUAAAUUAAAUGAUACUGAAUCUCGUUAUCCGGUGCAUGAACAAGAAUUAUUUGCCAUUAUUAUUUGUUUACGUGCAUGGCGGUGUUAUCUUGAAGGUAUGACAUUCCUUAUACGUACAGAUCAUAAAUCACUACAGCAUAUUUCAACCCAAAAGCAUCUAUCCCGUCGCAUGGUUCGUUGGGUCGAAUAUCUUCAACAAUUCAAUUUUAAGAUCGAAUAUAAAUCCGGAAAAGAAAACCUUGUUGCCGAUGCAUUAUCCCGAUUAUGUUCAUUACAAUUAGCUGUGAUGGAAGAAAAUCAAUAUGUAGAUUGGCCUUUAUUAAUUCCACAUUAUUUAAAACAUGAACAAUUUGAUGCUGAUGUACCAAGUAAUAUUCAAGAACUAAUAAAAAAAGAAUUACAUCUCUUUAUUUAUGAUGAAUCACAUGAAACAUUAUGCCGCAAAUUAAAUGAUGACGAAACAGCUCCAUAUAUACCAUAUAUCUCACGAUUAGAUUUAGUUCUUAAAAUGCAUGAUGCAUAUGGACAUAUAGGAGCUGAUGGUGUACAAGAAUUAUUACGAACAAGAGCAUGGUGGCCAGGUAUGAAUAAUGAUAUUAAAAAAUGGAUUAAAACUUGUAUUAAGUGUCAACUUGCAAUUUGUGGUAAAACUUCAACAGAACCAUUACAUCCUUUAACUCCGGUGCCAUCUUUCCAUCGUUGGAGUCUUGAUUUUAUCGGUCAAUUACCGAUUACACAAAGUGGUAACCGUUGGAUAUUAAUUGCAAUUGAUCAUACAACAAAAUGGCCGAUCGCUCAAGUUGCUCAAAAUGCUACACAAGAAGUUGUUGCAAAAUUUAUAUAUAAAGAAAUAGUUUUAAAUUUUGGGUGUCCAGUAGAAAUACUUACUGACCGAGGUAAUAAUUUUACGACAACAAUGUUAAAUUCAUAUUUCAAGUUAAUUGGCAUCAAACAUAUUUUAACAUCUGCUUAUCAUCCACGGUCCAAUGGUGUUAUCGAACGGUUUAAUCGUUUAUUUGGUGGUAUGCUCGCAAAAUAUGUAGGUGAUAAUGAUAUUAAUAAAUGGGAUGAAUAUGUUGACCGUGCAUUAUUUGCUUGUCGAGCCCGACAACAUCACGCCACAGGUAAAACUCCAUUUUAUAUGGUUUAUGGUGUAGAAGCAAAAUUACCAGGUGAUCAAUUAAUACCUAUUAUUAAUGAUGAUGAACAAAACAACAUCUUAUCUCGUGUACAACAAUUGAAUCAACUAAAACAACAACGUGAUAUUGUCCAUCGACGUCUUAAUUCAAAUGCUAUUCAGAUGAAAAUUUAUUACGACCGUCAAUUGAAACAUCAUGCUGACCAAUUACAAUUGAACGAUUGGGUUCUAAUGCACAAUGAAAACCGAAAAAAAUUCCAGCCUCACUGGCUUGGUCCGUACAAAAUUAAGAAGAUUUGUCCUUUAGGAACAUAUCAAUUAGAAGAUGUCAAUGGACAAGUGAAAUUAGAUUUAGUACACCGCGAUAUGUUAAAACGAGCAUAUAUCCGUUCAACACCAACACAACUAUGGUAUAAGACGUCUCGUCGAACUCGCAAACAUGACCUUGUUUAA
Rotaria sp. Silwood2 is the source of this 3258-nucleotide messenger RNA. NCBI's taxonomy places the organism in Eukaryota, Metazoa, Rotifera, Eurotatoria, Philodinida, Philodinidae. The record is from the annotation of a GenBank genome assembly.